This is a messenger RNA of Phytomonas sp. EM1, 680 nucleotides long. The record is from the annotation of a GenBank genome assembly. Lineage: Eukaryota; Euglenozoa; Kinetoplastea; Trypanosomatida; Trypanosomatidae.
GAUCCUGUUAAAGAGGGAAAGGAUUACUUCAUGUCGAUAGGCACAUUAUGUACAGUGAUGGUGAUCGCAAGACUCUCUCUGAGCUCCAACGUGAAGUCGAAGUGACCCGGACUCAAAUAUCCGAAGCGAUUUCUCAACUGGAGGAAAUAAAAAAAGCUACUGCAAAGACUCAAUUUUCUAUUGACCAAAUGUUUCGGAUCUUUACUCGCGAGGCAAAAACAGAAGAAGAGAAAAAGAACCUUAUUGACGUUCUUAUGACCAAUUCACCUGAGGUUUAUAUCGAGUGUGUUCCUUUGUUGCCCAUCGCAACUGCUAUUGCCAAUGGUCGCAUGACGAAUGCGCGUAGCAUAUUUGCGGCAAACAAUCCCUUUAUUAAUGAUGGAUGUCUUAUUUACUUUAUCCAUGUUCUCCGUUUUUCACCGCAGGCAACUCAGAUCGAUUAUGUCGAUAUAAGUGGGACGGCUGUGACGGAAAAAGGUAUCUGCUUUAUGCUUGAAAUGAUGUAUGAACGUGAAAGUGCUUUUACAUUAGUUGCUAAGAAUGUGAGUAUUCCGUCGGGUACAGCUUCCGCAGAAUACUGUAGUAGAUAUUCAACUGCACUAAGCGUAGUCAGAAAUAAAAAGACGUGUCAACUCAUUUUGGAUUAGAGUUUUGGGUUUUUACUAAAGAUAGAUCCUUGU